UGGGUUCACACACCCUGUCAUUGCCCAUGGGGUGCUAGCACGUAGCUAAAUAUAAGCUGGGACCUGGGAACUAGUGUGAAGUACUUGAGGAAGCUCCUGGUCGUGCUUCUUCGAAGAUCACGAGAAUCUGCCCGAUAAGAUCCAACACCAUGAAGAGUGCGCUGCUGCUCGUGGUGCCUGUGCUCCUGCUGCUGGCCCUCCCGGCUAUCAGGGGCCGCUACAACGACGACUUUGAUGACAGUGAGGACCUGGCCGAGUUUGACGACAACGACUUCGCUGAGUUUGAGGACGUGAGCGAGGACCAGGGCACAGAGGCUGAGACAGCCCCUCCCCCGCCUCGGGCAGCGCCUUCAGCACCUGUCGACGAAGAGGACGAUGAUGAGGCCACCGUGGAAACAGAGGAUGGUCAGGAUGAGUUCUAUGAUGGGGACACGCAGGAUCAGGAGUACAGCAAGUACGACACUGAUGAGUUUGAGGGUUACGACACCAAGGCGAACCCCUCUUUCAAGGACAACACCCUCAUCUUGCGAGAGGUCCCAGCCCACCUGCAGAACAGCUGGGAGAGCUACUACAUGGAGAUCCUUAUGGUGACCGGCCUGCUGGCUUACAUCAUGAACUACAUCAUCGGCAAGAACAAGAACAGCCGCCUGGCGCACACCUGGUUUAACUCGCACCGUGAGCUGCUUGAGAAUAAUUUUGCCCUCGUAGGUGAUGACGGCACCAGUAAGGAGGCCACCAGCACAGGGAAGCUCAACCAGGAGAAUGAGCACAUCUACAACCUCUGGUGCUCUGGCCGUGUGUGCUGCGAAGGCAUGCUCAUCCAGCUCAAGUUCCUGAAGAGGCAGGACCUGCUGAACGUUCUGGCCAGAAUGAUGAGACCAGCCUGUGACCAAGUGCAAAUCAAAGUUACACUGAAUGAUGAGGAUAUGGACACGUUUGUCUAUGCCCUGGGCACCAAGAAGGCCAUGGCUCGCAUGCAGAAGGAGAUGCAGGACCUGAGCGAGUUCUGCAGCGACAAGCCCAAGUCGGGGGCGAAGUACGGCCUCCCUGACUCUCUGGCCAUCCUCUCAGAGAUGGGCGAAGUCACGGACGGCCUGAUGGACAGCAAGAUGGUACAUUACAUCACCAACCAUGCCGACAAGAUCGAGUCCAUCCAUUUCUCGGACCAAUUCUCUGGUCCAAAAGUUAUGCAAGAGGAGGGCCAGCCCUUAAAGCUGCCUGAGACUAAGAAGACGCUGCUGUUUACAUUUAAUGUGCCUGGGAUGGGUAAUACAUCUCCCAAAGACAUGGACUCAAUGCUGCCUCUGACAAACAUGGUGAUCUACAGCAUUGAUAAGAUCAAGAAACUCCGCCUAAACAGAGAGGGGAAGCAGAAAGCCGACAGGAACCGUGCACGCGUGGAGGAGAACUUCCUGAAGCAGACUCACGCCCAGAGGCAGGAGGCUGCUCAGACACGACGUGAGGAAAAGAAACGGGCCGAGAAAGAGCGGAUCAUGAACGAGGAGGAUCCCGAGAGACAGCGCCGCAUGGAGGAGGCUUCUCAGCGCCGUGAGCAAAAGAAGAUGGAGAAGAAGCAGAUGAAGAUGAAGCAGAUCAAAGUGAAAGCCAUGUGAAGGGGCACAAUGGCCCAUUACACACACAUAUAUACACACACAGAGAGAGAUGACUUCUUCCAUCCUUACCUUGUGAGGUGUGUGUAUGUGUGCACACACAUUUAUAUUCUGAAGUCUCCAACACACUCCUCUUUCUGGUUGAAUGUGCGCCUCUUCUACCUGCUGCAAAAGAUCUUCCAUAUCAUAGAGCUGUCACCUUGCCAGCAUGUGUCUGUCUCGUCCUGCUCUGAUUUGGUCUCUUCCUCUUCCUGUGGUCUGGGGUUGCUUAUAAGAAGCUCUUUGCAGCCGACAAGGGAGUGUUUUUAAUUGAAAGGUUGCACUUGUGAUAAAAUAGCUCGCCUUCUCCGCUCAACUACGCCCAUGACUGAAAUCUCUUUUUUUUUUUUUAGGUGAAUUGUAGGCAUGUUGGAGAUUUUUUUUUUUUUUUUUUUUUUUUUUUUUUUAAAACCAAGUUGUCAUGAUGGAAUGAUGUGUGUUUUUCAUGUUAAUUUAACGCUAAUGCAAGAUGCACUGCAUUUUUUAAUAGGACUCUGGCUUGAAUGGUUCUUUACUAAAAGCUUGGCGAGUAAUGCCAUUGCUUUUGAGGAAAGAACCAUGCAGUCAUGAGACCCUGUCAUGUUUGUGUUUGGCUUACACAAACCACAGAUCAAAUUAAAAAGAAGUUGUACACUGAAA
Messenger RNA from Alosa alosa (allis shad), 2288 nucleotides. RefSeq names its product coiled-coil domain containing 47 (gene ccdc47). Bases 150 to 1613 code for a protein of 487 amino acids. The transcript is spliced from 13 exons. Gene Ontology annotation, biological process: endoplasmic reticulum calcium ion homeostasis. Gene Ontology annotation, molecular function: calcium ion binding. Gene Ontology annotation, cellular component: endoplasmic reticulum. The record is from RefSeq and is a predicted model, not a curated record. Lineage: Eukaryota; Metazoa; Chordata; Actinopteri; Clupeiformes; Clupeidae.